Maylandia zebra (zebra mbuna) is the source of this 3123-nucleotide messenger RNA. RefSeq lists its product as uncharacterized. Gene Ontology annotation, molecular function: GTP binding; zinc ion binding. Lineage: Eukaryota; Metazoa; Chordata; Actinopteri; Cichliformes; Cichlidae. The record is from RefSeq and is a predicted model, not a curated record.
AUGGCGUCGGCUCUGGUGUCUGAGGACAGUCUUCUUUGUCCCGUCUGUCUGAGUGUGUUCACUAAACCUGUGUCGAUUCCCUGUGGACACAACUUCUGUAUGAACUGUAUCACAGACUACUGGAGCACCCUGUCUGUACUCCAAUGUCCACUGUGCAAAGAGAUGUUUUACACCAGGCCGUUGCUUCGGGUUAACCCUGUCAUUGAUGAAAUGGCAGAAAAGGUUAAAAAAUCUGCUCAAGAAAUGUUGUUGAGUUCAGCUGAACGAGCAGGACAUGAAGACGUGCUCUGCAGCAUCUGUGCAGGGUCCAAGGUCAGUGCCCAGAAGUCCUGUUUAAUGUGUUUAGUGUCCUACUGUCAAACACAUCUGGAGCCUCAUCAGAGGAUUUCAGCUUUGAAGAAGCACAAGCUGAUCGAUCCAGUUCAGGACCUGGAGAGCAGAAUAUGUCGGGAUCACGGUGAGCCUUUGGAGCUGAUCUGCAGACUGGAUCAAAGGUUUCUGUGUCGGUCCUGUAAAUGCAGUGACCAUAAAACACAUGAAACAGUGAGUCUGGAGGACGAGGCUGAAAUGAGGAAAUCCCAGCUGAGAUUAGAAAAUAACAGCAUGGAUCAGAUGAUCCAGGAGCGUGAGCAGAAAAUCCAGGAGCUUCAACAGUCAGUGAAGACCAGCAGAAGUAAAGCUGAGGAGGCGUUAUCGUACAGCAGGAAGGUGAUGACCGCUUUGGUGCAGCACAUAAAGACAGAGUUCACCAGACUGUCUGAGGCGAUCGAGACGAAGCAGGAAAUAAAUGAGACAGAGGCAGAAAGCUUUAUUGAUGAGCUGCAGGCAGAGAUUACACACAUGAAGAAGAAGAAGCUGCAGUUUCAUGAAGCUUCGCUCAUCAGAGACCCCUUCAGCUUCCUGGAGAACGUCCUCCCUCUUACCUACAAUAAGCCCCAGCUGCAGGACUGGUCUGCUGUGACUGUAACCAGUGACCAGUUUAUGAUUCAGGAGACCCUGGCCGAGCUGGAGACAGCAGUCAGAGAAGAAGUCAGCACGCUCUAUGAUAUAAACUUCAGAGAUGGGAAAGAACAAAGGAUCAGUUUGAUCUCAUCACCACAUGAAGACAUCGUCUCAGACAGUUUUCUCAUCAGGUCAGGACCUCCUGCUGUCUACCAGCUGAGACCGAAGAAACAGAAGACUGGAACUCUGACAAGAAUGACUGUUGGAGAAAAACGUCCAAACAAGCCGAACAGAACCAUCUUACUGGUGGGAGAAACAGGAGCAGGAAAAUCUACUCUGAUCAACGCUCUGCUCAACUACACCAUGGGAGUGAAGUGGGAGGAUGAAGUCUGGUUUAUGAUCGCAGAGGAGGAGAGAAGAAGUCAGACAUCAGAUGUGAUGGUGUACGAGAUCUUUGGUUUUGAAGAUGAAACUCUGCCCUACUCUCUGACCAUCAUCAAUACUCCUGGAUAUGGAGACACCAGAGGGAUCGAACAUGAUGACAUCAUCAGUCACAGAUUAUUGGACCUGUUUCAAUCAGAGGAUGGGGUCCAUGAAGUUCAUGCAGUGGGUCUGGUGAUGAAGGCGAGUGUGAAUCGACUGAGUGAGCCAUUGAGGUACGUCUUUGAUUCAGUGAUGUCUCUGUUUGGAAAGAACUUGGAGAAAAACAUCAUAGCUCUGAUCACACACUCAGAUGGAAGCAGGCCUGAAAACCCUCUUCAAGCUCUUGAAGCUGCAAACAUUAAAUGUGCCAAAAAUGAGGACAGUCAGCCUGCUCACUUCCUGUUUAAUAACUGCCAGCUUGAAGAGCAAAUGGAGGAAAACACAAUUUUUAGAAAUUCAUGGGAACUUACACAGACAAACAUGGAUCAUUUGACAAACUUGUUGGGAAAAUCUAAUCCUCAAAAACUGGUGAAAACAGCCGAAGUGUUAAAUGAACGAAUCAGACUGAAAGCCUGCAUCCAAAACCUGGAAGACAGAUUCGAGCUGGCUGAACUGAAACAGACAGAAAUCAGAGAGAUCCGAGAAGCUCUGAAGCAGACGAAUCACAGAAAUAAAAUAGAAAUUGAGAAAAUAUUGAGUCUUUUGGAAAAUCUUGAAAAGGAAAUGAAAGUGCUGACAGCAGAAAAGGAAAAGUGGCUAAGUGACUCCUACCAGCAUGCUGUCAGACUGGAGGAAAUCGCUCUGAAAGCUGAUUCAGCAUCCACUGUUGCCCACUUGGACUUCCUGAUUGAGAAGAUGAAGGAGGAAGGAGACACGGAGAAGGUCCAGAAACUGGAGGAGAUGAGGAGAGAGGAUGGAGGAACCGAAGAAGCAGUGCAAGCUUAAACGAACACCAUCACCAACAUUGGGAGACUCUUCCUCUGGCAUACGUGAAACAUGUAAAGAAGCAUCAGGCAGAUGGUACUGAUGCUGCUACAUGUUCAGAUGUACACAGAUGCUGAUUGUUGAUGUGGACAUGAGGGCCUCCUUCUAAGACGGGAACAUCAUGUAUGCUUUCAUAUUUUAUCCAGUUAAAAAUAUCAAUUCUCAUGUUAAAAAAUACUUAUUAUUAAUAUACAUGUAUUUCACACAGAUAUUUGUACUUAUGCACAUGACAAAUAUUACUACAUAAACUCCACAGUCAGUUAUUAUGCAGAGCAGAGCUGCCAGCUGUGCUGUAAAUGCAGUGAGGGCGCCCCCUGCUGUUUAACGAUCAGUACAACAGUGUGUGAGAACAGCUCCCUGCUCCUCUGACGUCACAAACUAAACUCUGUGUUCUCCACAAAUACAUGUGUUUCUGUCACGUUGUUCUAAUGUUGUUCUAAUGUUGUUCUAAGGUUGUCAGUGUGAGCUUUAUCCUGCUGCUCCUCUCAUGCUGACUCAGUAAACUGGUUGUGGGACAGUAACGUGUCACUGACACGAUCCAGAGACAGUCCAACAUGUUGUUGUCUUUCAGUGAGUGCAGAGGAUGUCAUUGACACGAUGCCUCGGAUUCUUCAUGUGUUCAUGCUGGAUAUUUGUGAUGGCUCAGGCCGAGUGGAAACAUUUGGAUCCUUUCAUGUUGGACUUGAUCUGUUCAGAUUCUCUGUAUUCGGGUCGUCCACAUGAAUCGUCUCCUGCUCGAUGCACUUUUCUGUCAAUCCUCAAUAAAAUCUGCUU